This is a messenger RNA of Diatraea saccharalis (sugarcane borer), 1176 nucleotides long. The record is from the annotation of a GenBank genome assembly. Lineage: Eukaryota; Metazoa; Arthropoda; Insecta; Lepidoptera; Crambidae.
AUGGUGGAUGCCGAUAGCUGUGUGGAUUUACCUCUGACUGUGCCGCAGAGAGACCAUAGCUCCGUUGCUAGAGUAGUGUUGGCUGCCGCUUUGCUUUUAAGGAAAUUCGCCGUCUCCGAUCGUCUCAAAAAACGAGCCAGCGUGAAGUUGUAUAGAACACGGGAGAGAGACUUCAAGCAGGACAUGAACGACACGGAGCAGAGGCCAGAGUCGAUGCCCUGGCCCUUCCCAGCGGAUGGACGGAUGCCCGCCGUGCCCACCCUGGUGGAGUCAUGCAAUCGCUUCAUGUGCCUAACCUCCCGUCUGAAGUCCCGCGAUAACAAGGAGCCGGAGAAGCCUCCGGAUGCCGUCGAAGAUUUGCGCUCCUACCCCGAGGAGGAGUUGCCCGAGAGCCGCGUCAACUUCCACAAGACAUUCAGCAUGCUGAUAAACAUGGGAAACAACGUCGAGAAAGGGUGCAGGAGAACUAUAAGCCGCGAGGAGCAAGUGUGGCAGAACGAACUCAAAGACUUAAUAUGGUUAGAACUGCAGGCGAAAGUAGCGGGCCGUACGCUCGCACAACAGGACGCUUACCUCUGUUCACAACGUAAUGCCGUGCCCACCAUACUACAGAACAUCAUGGAAUAUAAAUUCGUGAACUCUAACCGUUGCACGUCGCACCUGUGCGCUGUGGAGGGGUCGCGGGAGGACCUCGCCGACGACGGCGUCGACUGUACACACUGUCAUGACGACGACGAAGCUAAUCAACCGGGAUGUCUAUCGUUCAACUGUUCCCACUGCACAGACGCCAUCGGGAAGGCGAUGAGGGAGAUCAGUUCGCUCCUGGAUUCCUUCUACAGCGCUUUGGAAUUGUACCCGUCCAGCAAAGCUAUGACAGUCGAGCAUCCGUUAAUAGCCACUAGCGUGUUCAAAAAUAGACUCAAGGUCGGCAAAAGCUUUCAAUCGGCUGGCUGGCUUUUCAGAUGUGGACAUUUUCUGUUCAAAUUCAGCUGCGUUCAAAAAGGCCGUAUUAGAUUUUUGGCUAGAGUCGAUACAGAAUGUGACGGUGACUAUUUUAAUAUAAUAAUGCGUGCUAACGUUGCGCACGCUGCUGGCUUAGGUCUUGGUAGAUGUCUUGAGAAACGUUCGCGUGUGCUAGUGCUGGGACACACUUGUAGGCGUCAAGACAAUAAUUAA